AUGAAAUUUUCACUGCUAGCCAUUGCUUCUGUUGCGUUCGUUGUCAAUGCUCAAGGGAAUAAAUCUGAAUCCAUGCCUACAUGGGCCUUUAUCAAAGAACACCGUGACGCUGGCAGAUUUGUUUUUAUGCCAUACACUGACGAACAACGAAACGUCGUGCUGACCAAUGUUGAAAAUGGUUUGAAAGCAUGGUUCAACUAUGAAUCUAAAAUCAAGAAUUAUGGUGAGCGUGCCGAUCCCUUCCCGAUCAUCAAGAAACUGCGUGCAAAACUGGAUGCAUCCAAUCUUACUGAUACUGAGAUGCAGACUGAACUCUUGAGUGCGUUUAUUCGCAUGCGUGACUAUCAUACUCAUUUUGAGCCAUCUGGACCAUAUUCUUGUUUUUUUGCCACGACUGGUCUUUAUUUCAAAUUUAUCGAGGGCGAUGCGGAUAUGGUCAAGAAACCAACCAUCGUUUUUGAAGCUCACAUCAACGUUAAAGAGUUGCGUGCUUUAUACGGAAAAAACUAUGACCAGAUCAAAUUUGGCGACGAGUUACUUCUUGUUGAUGGUAUGACGUUUGUUGACUAUUGGAACUUGAAUCAGGACAAAGCAAGUGGUGCCAAUGAUUAUGGUGGUCAGCAUGGUGCUCUUAGUUACAUGACGUCUCGUUCUGGUGCAUUUACUCUUUUGCCAGAAACUGAUACGAUCAAAUAUCGGUUCAAAUCAAAAGAUACUGGAAAAGUGUACGACAUUGAAGCUCCAUGGGUGGUUGGGUUUAUUCCAUCAUGCUGGAAUAUGACUAGUCAAUUGUAUGCCAAAAUCUCUGGAAAAACUCUACCUGGGACACCUCAGCCUGCCGACACGAACAGUAUAAUUGACACUGAUGCACCUGAUACCGGAGUCAAACGUCGGUUGAAGACUUGGAAAGAAAUCAGAACUCCAUCAAUGAUAUCCGAGUACCAUCAUAGAAAGCAAAAAAUUGAUCGGAUUUUACUUGGACAGCCAUCACAAAACCAUACUUUUGAGUACCAAAACGCCGGCGUGUCGACCAUCAGUUGGGGAAUCUGGAAACCCGAAUCCAAGAAUCUUGGUAUUAUUAGAUUGGAUGAUUUUGUACCAAAAAAUCUUAAAACUGAUGCACCAGCAGAUACAGAGGCUGUUCGUGAAAUCCAUAAACUUCUCAGUACUGUACUCAAAGACACCAAUGCUGUUAUAUUUGAUCUUCGUGCAAAUUCAGGUGGUAGUGGUGAUUUUGCCAAUUCCAUUCCACAACUCUUCAAACCUGAUUUUCAACCGAUGCUGAUAAGAUACUUGAUGAACUCUGUCACAUACAACACACUGGUUAAUGGCACGUACUUUUUUGACAAUUCUGGUCCAGCAUGGUACAAUACUCCACCUGGUAGCAAGUAUUCUGUGGAUCAUGUUGAUACCCCGUUUGAUCGAGCAAACAUGUAUGGUCAAGCUUAUCUCAAGCCUGUUGGUAUAUUCACUGAUGCUAUAUGCUACUCAGCAUGCGAUCUGUUUUCAGCGUCUAUUCAGUCGUCCGAAACUGGCCAUGUUUUUGGCGAAGAUGGAACAACUGGAGGUGGUGGUUCCGACACGUUUUCGCUUGACUCAUAUCUCCUUUUGUUCAAUCACAUCGAUUUUCAACCAAUGCCGUACGCUAAAGAACUGACUGACAAUACAACUGGUCAGAGUUACACCAACGCUCUUUCAAUCGGAGUUCGGCAGGCAAUACGCAACGGCAAACAGCAAGGUCAGCUGCUUGAAGAUAUUGGUGCCGUAACCGAAUACAUUGUACGACCCCGUUUGGCGGAUUUAUUGCCUGGAUCCACUGAAGAUUCACAAUUUGACCGUAUUGCCGAUCAACUCAAAACACUGGGUGUCAGAACUGGACUGAACAAUCUUCAAUUUGUUUGCGAGUCCAUCGAUUAUAACACCACUAGCAGUGACGUAACCAUUGAUGUACAAGUCAAGGGAAUCAAUCAACUGUCAGUUAUUGAUGACACUGGCAAAUCACUUUCAGUUGCCAAGUUUAAAAGCAACAUAAAAAGUCAACACUCGUUCAAACUGGCAUCUGUAAUCAACGAUCUUGGUAAUACUCGGGUCAGUAUCAUUGGCCAAAACAACGGCAAACAGGUUCUCAAAACACAUAAGCAUAUCAGUCGCAUUCCACAACAACAAGAUCGUGUUAAACUUGAACAUGGUGUCAAAUGGGUGUUUAAUGGUACCAGUAAAUCGGUUGGAGUAUACAACUCGCCAUCUACCAAAAAGUCACAGGGAUGGAACUCGGUCAAUGGUAAAUGGGUUGUUGGUGACGGAAUACAAUACAGUCCUGGAAUAGUCACUGAGAUCCGAUCAUACUAUACUGCACCAGUUGGAUCCAACAUCACUAUUGAAAUUGAUGCCGCACUUGAAUCGCAAAUGUAUGGCGACUUUUUAAGCUUGUAUAUCACAGAUGCGGAUAACAAUGUGGAAUCACUUUUGAAUACGGUUGAUCCGAAUACUAAUAUGCCUACAGAAGGUGUAUCCGGAGUCAAGACGGUUGCAGAAAAGUAUGCAGUGACAACCAAGACGGAACAGUUUUUUGUCAACAUCAUAUUCAAUUCAGACCUUGCUGUGCAGAUGAAAGGAGCAACAAUCAAUUAUUGGAGUGUUACCAUGAAUUGA
Molecule: messenger RNA, 2652 nt
Organism: Batrachochytrium dendrobatidis JAM81
Lineage: Eukaryota; Fungi; Chytridiomycota; Chytridiomycetes; Rhizophydiales
Exons: 2
Coding region: 1-2652 (883 amino acids)
Biological process (GO): proteolysis
Molecular function (GO): serine-type peptidase activity; endopeptidase activity
Source: RefSeq, a predicted model, not a curated record